This is a messenger RNA of Debaryomyces hansenii CBS767, 3039 nucleotides long. RefSeq names its product chitin synthase (gene CHS1). Gene Ontology annotation, cellular component: cell septum; cell periphery. The transcript has a single exon. Bases 1 to 3039 code for a protein of 1012 amino acids. Gene Ontology annotation, molecular function: chitin synthase activity. Lineage: Eukaryota; Fungi; Ascomycota; Pichiomycetes; Serinales; Debaryomycetaceae. The record is from RefSeq and is a predicted model, not a curated record.
AUGUCAAACCCAUUCGAUGAAGAUGAAGGUCCAUUUGCGGACCCUCAACAUCCUUCUUUACCGCAUGCUGCAUUCACAAGUGAUCGCUCAUCGCCUAGAAGAUAUAAUAGAAUAGAAGACGAUGAUGAUGAUGAAGCAAGUGAAGAGCUUAUGAUGUUUCCACAAUCGACCCAACAACUGCCCUAUAGACAAUCCCCAAAUAUAUUUGCCAGAAGUGUUGCUAGUGCAAAUAGAAAUCAGGGAAAUCCUCUUGGGAAUGCACCAAAUCUUCAAUUUGGGGAAGGAACAACUCCAAGAUCUCAAUUUACAUCCAGAGAGUCACCAAAGCGUCAAAGGAAGGCUGAAGUUUUUAUUGACAGUGAUGAUGACGAAAGAGAAGUUGCAGAUCCAUUUCUGGGUUCUCCAAGACGUUCGCAAUUUGGAAAGUCGGUUAACAGUUCAGCUAGAAGUGAAAGGUUCUUAGAGCCACCUCAACCAAUUUUUUCGCCAGAGACAUUCGCCGAAGCAAACCCACACGAUGAAGACCAGGAAACUAUCACGGAUGAUAAAUCAAGGAACAGCUACGAUUAUGAUUCUUAUCAAAAAGCACAUGAACUAGAACAAAGGUCGUUGUAUUCCGAUUCUACAGCUUAUAGUGGCCCAUCCUAUACUUCAGGAGAGGCUGAAGAAAGUGAAUACUUUGGAGCAUCUAUUGACGGAGAGAUGAUGCAUAAUAUUGAUAACGGUUAUGUCCCAACCGGCGAUAAAACCGUAACGAGACGUAAAGUUAGGUUAGUUGGAGGAAAAACAGGUAACUUGGUGCUUGAAAAUCCAAUUCCUAAUGAAUUGAAGAAAGUUUUGACAAGAACUGAAUCACCUUUUGGUGAAUUCACAAAUAUGACAUAUACAGCUUGUACUUCUGAGCCUGAUGAAUUCGUUAGCGACGGUUUCACCAUUAGAGCCGCAAAAUAUGGAAGAGAAACUGAAAUUGUGAUCUGUAUUACAAUGUAUAAUGAAGAUGAAUUUUCAUUUUCUAGAACCAUGCAUGGUGUUAUGAAGAAUGUUGCUCACUUAUGUUCUAGACAUAAAUCAUCAGUUUGGGGUAAAGAUGGUUGGAAAAAGAUUCAAGUCAUAAUUGUAGCGGAUGGUAGAAAUAAAGUAAAUAGUUCGGUAUUACAAUUAUUAACAGCUACUGGGUGUUAUCAGGAGAAUUUAGCAAGACCCUAUGUCAAUAACAAGAAGGUUAAUGCCCAUUUAUUUGAAUACACCACUCAAAUAUCCAUUGACGAAAAUUUGAAGUUCAAAGGAGACGAAAAGUGUCUUGCUCCAGUUCAGGUUAUGUUUUGCCUUAAAGAAAAGAACCAGAAGAAGAUUAACUCGCAUAGAUGGUUAUUUAAUGCAUUCUGCCCUGUUUUAGAUCCUAAUGUGGUUAUCUUGUUAGAUGUUGGAACAAAGCCUGACAGCCGUGCAGUUUAUAAUUUAUGGAAGGCAUUUGAUAGGGAUUCGAAUGUUGCAGGUGCUGCAGGUGAAAUUAAGGCUAUAAAAGGAAAAGGAUGGAUUAAUUUAACCAACCCCUUGGUCGCAUCCCAGAAUUUCGAGUAUAAAAUGUCCAAUAUUCUUGAUAAGCCAUUAGAAUCAUUAUUUGGUUAUAUUUCAGUUUUGCCGGGUGCAUUAUCGGCUUAUCGUUAUAUUGCAUUAAAAAAUCAUGAAGAUGGCACAGGGCCAUUAGCCUCAUACUUCAAAGGUGACGAUUUGUUGAAUGAAUUAAACGAUAGUAAAAAGAAUAGUAAAACAAACUUCUUUGAAGCAAAUAUGUACUUGGCAGAAGAUCGUAUCUUGUGUUGGGAAUUGGUUUCCAAAAGAAACGAAAAUUGGGUUUUGAAGUUUGUUAAGCUGGCAACAGGAGAGACAGAUGUACCUGAAUCAAUUCCUGAAUUUUUGUCACAAAGAAGACGUUGGAUUAAUGGUGCUUUUUUUGCAGCUUUAUAUGCUUUACGUCAUUUCAAUAGCAUUUGGCUAACCGAUCAUUCAUUCUCUAGGAAGUUCUUUUUGCAUGUCGAAUUCAUUUAUCAAUUUGUCUCCCUUUUGUUCUCCUUUUUCUCGUUAAGUAACUUUUAUUUGACUUUUUACUUCUUAACGGGUUCAUUGGUCGACAAUAAGAAUAUUGGAAACAAUGGAGGUUUUUGGAUCUUCACCCUAUUCAAUUAUUUAUGUAUUUGUUGCUUAACGUCGUUGUUUAUUGUUUCUAUUGGUAAUAGACCCCAAGCUUCGAGAAGAAUUUUCAAAACAUUGGUCAUAUUAUUGACUGUGUGUGCAUUAUAUGCAUUGAUAGUUGGAUUUUAUUUCGUUUUCAGCACUAUCGAAAGUUACGGCAUGGGAGAUUCAUCUACUUAUGUUUUCAUAAGUAUUGUUGUAUCAUUAUUAUCCACUUAUGGCUUGUACACUUUAAUGUCCAUUUUAUAUUUGGAUCCAUGGCAUAUGUUAACGUGUUCGGUACAAUACUUUUUGAUGAUUCCUUCUUACACUUGUACCUUACAAAUUUUUGCAUUCUGUAAUACACAUGAUGUUUCAUGGGGUACUAAAGGGGAUAACAACCCACAAGAAGAUAAGGAUAAUCAAUAUAUUAUUCACAAGAAUGAGAAGGGUGAAUUUGAAGCCGUGGUUGUGGACGUUAAUAUUGAAGAAGUAUACCUCGAAACCUUGUACAAUAUCAGAGCCAGAAGAUCCAACAAGAAAGUUUUAACUGCCCGUCCACCACCUCCUCAAUUAGAAGGGGAAGAUUACGCAAAAGAUGUCCGUAGUAGAGUUGUCUUAAUUUGGUUACUUGUAAACUUAAUUUUCAUCAUGACCAUGUUACAGGUAUACGAACCUGGUGCAACAGAUAAAAACAUUUACUUAGCAUUCAUUUUGUGGACUGUUGCCGCAUUAGCAUUCUUUAGAGCUGUGGGUUCGUUUGGUUACCUUAUCCAACAAUCAGCGAGAUUUAUGGUUGAAACCAAGAGCAAGUGGAGCCAUAAGAGAGAAGGUUAUGCAGCUCCAAAUACAAAUGCUUUAAACUAA